CAGCAUAUAUAGAUAUAUAUGAAUAUUUAUAUAUGUAUAUAUAGACCGAUUUAUGCCCGCACUAAGAAACCAACCAAAAUAAAGAAAAAAUAAGAUAAACCAACCAUCCCCCCUUCCAACCAACCCCAUCACGAGAUACAUCCUGAACGCGCUGAAUAUAUAUAUAUAUCGAGAGAGACUGGUUAACAAUAAUCAAUAGAGAACAUACAAGAAAUUUAUGCCCAGUCUGAGUUGAUAUAAAGUUACUCAAACAAAGAGAACAUCGCGGACGAAGAAGGAGGAGAAUUAAGAAGGAGAAGCAGCAGGAUUAGCAGUAACUGUAGCAAAACGCGCACAUCAACGCAAGGAGAGACGCCAAGCAAAACAAAUUUAAUGAACGGGAACGAAAGGCAAAGCAAAAACAAAAUAGCCGCUAAAGUCUGCAUAUUGGCUAAGCCAAUUCUUCUACUCAGUCACGGACGACGACAAUUGGAAUUAACCGAACGGUGAGCAGCAUCUUCAUCAUAAGCGCCAUCCACAGUCGAGCUGACAGAGAGAUACACACGGAGCGAGCAUCUCAUAUCCAGGAAAGCAACAUCCAAGUGCAUAACAGGAACAGAAGCUGCACCAAGUCUUAAGCAAGAUUAUUAGAAUCAGUUGCAACAAGUUUUGUUCUAUUCCAAAAAGAAGCGAGAAUCGACUACAACAGCCACAAAAUGGCCACUGUCAAUGUAAAUCGCAGUGUCACGGACAUUUUCUACCGCUACAAAAUGCCACGUCUUCAAGCUAAGGUAGAGGGCAAGGGUAAUGGCAUCAAGACCGUGCUGGUCAAUAUGGCCGAUGUGGCACGUGCCAUUGGUCGUCCGGCCACCUAUCCAACCAAGUACUUUGGCUGUGAAUUGGGAGCCCAGACAUUGUUUGAUCAUAAGAACGAACGUUUUAUUGUCAAUGGAUCGCAUGAUGUGAACAAACUGCAGGAUCUGCUCGAUGGCUUCAUACGCAAGUUUGUGCUGUGCCCCGAAUGUGAUAAUCCGGAAACUAAUUUGACUGUAUCGGCGAAAAAUCAGACCAUUUCGCAAUCAUGCAAAGCAUGCGGUUUUCAUGGUCUCCUCAAGGUUAAUCACAAAGUCAAUACGUUCAUUGUGAAGAAUCCACCAUCGCAGAAUCCGGCCGUCCAAGGCUCCUCAUUGACCGAGGGUAAGCGCUCCAAGAAGCAAAAGAAACAGAACGAGAACUCUGAUGGCUCCAUAUCCAACAAUUCGAUGGCCAAUAAUUCUGGCGGUGAGUCUGAUGGUGGCAAUGGAACCAACCAGGCCAGCCAGACGGAGGCCGAAAUUUCGGCUGCCAUCCCAGAGAAGAGCAACACUGAGGAUGAUGAUGAUGGCGGUUGGAGUGUCGACGUAUCAAAGGAGGCCAUUCGUGCCCGCUUGCAGGAUUUGACUGAUGGCGCCAAGGGUAUGACCAUUUCGGAUGAUUACGAUAAGACCGAAAAGGAGCGCAUCGACAUCUUUUAUGAGCUAGUGAAGAACAAACGCGACAAGAAGCAAUUGGAUGAUGUUCCUACGCACAAGGAGCUGCUGAUCGAAGCCGAACGUCUUGAUAUUGUGAACAAGGCUCCAUUGGUUCUAGCCGAGCUUCUCUUCACGGAGAACAUUAUCAAUGAUGUGCGCAAGAAUCGCAUUCUGUUGCUCCGCUUCACUCACAACAAUCCGAAAGCUCAACGCUAUUUGAUCGGCGGCAUUGAACAAACUGUUGAGCUGCAUACCAACAACCUGAUGAGUAAGGUGGCUGGCAUAUUCAAAAUCUUUUAUGACUUGGACAUUCUGGAUGAGAAGGUCAUCUUGGAUUGGGCUCAGAAGGUUAGCAAGCGUCACGUGUCCAAGAAGAUUGCCACAGAGAUACACGAGAAAGUCGAACCGUUUGUGCAGUGGCUCAAGGAUGCCGAAGAAGAGGACUCUUCUUCCGAAGAUGAAGACGGCGCUGGUGGCGAUUCAGAUGUUGAGAUCGAGUACAAUGAUCGAGCUCGUGUCGAACCAUUGAAGGUGGCAGCUGUCGCUGUCGGAGCUCCUGUUAACAGGAAGAAUGCCCAAGACGAAGAGGAUGGCGAUGAGAUCGACAUUGAUGAGAUCUAAAUGGGGAUCGACAUUUGGCUCAGUAAUCCACCAGCAAGUCAACAGCAGUUAAAUGACCCAAGGAGAGCAGAGCACGUUAUUAGGUCAUUAGAAAAUAAGAAAAUCUAUUGCUUCAUUUCAUAAGUUGACAAAAUCCUGAGCCAAGAGUAUAAGCAGCAUCUCAAAACGAUUCACUGUAACCGCAGACACUAAAGUAAAAUAAAUUUAGAUGGAUUACCUAAACACCUUCACCAUAACCACCACAACCAUCCACAAAUUCUCACAGACUGUAACCGCGAGCACACACACACUCUCAGAUACUACUACAAACAACAAUAGAAAUCCAGUCAGAGUUCAAUUAUAAAUUUGAUUUCUUUUAA
Molecule: messenger RNA, 2470 nt
Organism: Drosophila willistoni
Lineage: Eukaryota; Metazoa; Arthropoda; Insecta; Diptera; Drosophilidae
Gene: eIF5
Product: eukaryotic translation initiation factor 5
Exons: 3
Coding region: 696-2111 (471 amino acids)
Biological process (GO): formation of cytoplasmic translation initiation complex; translational initiation; formation of translation preinitiation complex
Cellular component (GO): cytosol
Molecular function (GO): GDP-dissociation inhibitor activity; translation initiation factor activity; eukaryotic initiation factor eIF2 binding
Source: RefSeq, a predicted model, not a curated record